GAGCAUUCCAUAAGCACUUGUGACUAGGCUCUGAAGAACAAAAGUACUUCUGGAAUAAAGGUUUCGUGAAGGGAAAUAUAUAGAAAUGAAGAAGGCUCUCAGUCAUAUUCUGGAUCAUGGAUGUCCUCUACUGGAUUCCCCCAAGGCAAAUCAAUCAUUUUCAAAAGUGGAUAAGCCCUUCACAAAAGAACAAGAGGAAGACAAAGUGUCCAAAAAGGGCAACAAGAAAGAAAAACAAACAUCUGAAAAGCCUCCACACAGCACAUCUGAGGGCAGAGGCAAACAGAAAAGUAGCUCAAUAACUGUUAAGAAGAGCAAGGACGUCAGCCCUUCAACUUCAUUGAUGUUGUCAUCCAGUAACACUGCUGUCAUCACACAGACGAUUACCAGAACACUUCCUGUAAAGCAGCAAAAGCACUUUGUCAAUGUUAAGGCCCAGCACAUGCAAAAUAGCAACAAAAAAUCCAAAAGUAGAAAAGAUUUGGAGAUCCAACUGCUGCGAGUGGAGUGCGAAGAACUCAGAAGUCAGCUUGGGUGCCUGAGGGAAGGGCUGAUGGGGCAGAAGCCAGGUGACACAGAACAGUUACUGAAACAAUCCCAGAGAGAGUUGUUGUGGCUUCAGAGACAGCUGUCCUUUAUCUCCAGAGGAGGCCCUGUGUGUGUCUUGGCAGCUAGCAAGUUUGGAAAUGAUCCAUCAUGUCUGCAGCCUGCAACAUCUCAGAAAACAUUUGAUCAGACCCAAUUUUUAGAAGAGACUCAGGUUUCUAAGUCGCAUGUCUCCACCUUAAAUGAAGAACAUCAUCACUGGCAGCUUUUAGAAAAUGAACUGAAGGAUGCUGUGCAAGAAAAGAACCGCCUGAGCCUCCAGUAUGCAAGUGUGUCCCAAAAAGCACUGCAGUAUGACCAGAUAAAAGCAGACUAUGACCAUCUUAGAGAAACCCUUCUCAGAGUGACCAAAGAAAGAGAUUUGGCUUUAAAGGGAAAACACCAGCUCCAAGCCAAGCUGGAGAACUUAGAGCAGGUCCUAAAGCAUAUGCGAGAGGCUGCUGAACGGCGGCAACAGCUGGAGUUGGAGCAUGAGCAAGCCCUGGCUGUCCUCAACGCCAAACAGCAGGAAAUCGAGCUCCUGCAGAAGGCUCAGGUUGAAGCUAAGAAGGAACAUGAAGGAGCAGUUCAAUUGCUAGAGGCCAAGGUCCGAGAGCUGGAGGAGAAAUGCCGGACACAGAGUGAACAAUUUAACCUCUUGUCCAGAGAACUGGAGAAAUUUCGACAGCAAGCGGGGAAGAUUGAUCUCCUGAGCAGUAACUCGGUGGCAUCCUCAGAUAUCCCUGGUUCUCCUGGUAAAUCUCUGUCUCAGUUAAUAAAUGGAAUAGCCACUUCUAUAGGCAAAGGUCAUGAAAGUCCUCCUGGAAGUCGUUGCGUGAUUUCAGAGUUUAUACGACCCCUUCAAGUAUCUGGAGACAAACCAGAACAACUGUCAGUCAAACCUACAUUCCUCUCCAAGUCAAGAUCUGGUACCCCAAGAUGCAGAUUUGAUUCAGACAUGGAUAAUGAUCAGAAUUCCAAUACCUCAAAGCAGAGAUAUUCUGGGAAAGUCCAUCUUUGCAUUGCCCGUUAUAGUUACAACCCUUUUGAUGGACCAAAUGAAAAUCCAGAGGCAGAGCUCCCCCUUACGGCAGGAAAGUACCUCUAUGUUUAUGGAGAUAUGGAUGAGGAUGGCUUUUAUGAAGGGGAACUUCUAGAUGGACAAAGAGGACUAGUCCCUUCAAAUUUUGUGGAUUUUGUUCAAGACAACGAGACCCGGUUAUCAAGCACAUUAAGCCGUGAACAAGAUCAGAAUUUUAUCAACCAUUCAGGUCCUUCAUUGGAAGGAGAUGUCUUGGAGAUAAGCCCACCAACUCACAUAGACUCUAGUGUAAUCAGCAACGGCGCAGGGACUCUGGAUGUGAACAUUGAUGAAAUUGGAGAAGACAUUGUGCCUUAUCCUAGAAAAAUCACCCUUAUUAAACAACUAGCCAAAAGUGUCAUUGUGGGCUGGGAGCCACCGGUAGUGCCACCCGGAUGGGGAGCCAUUAGCAGCUACAAUGUUCUGGUUGACAAAGAAGUACGGAUGAACGUAGCCUUGGGAAGCAGAACAAAAGCUCUUAUAGAAAAGCUUAACAUUUCUACUUGCACAUACCGAAUAUCAAUCCAGAGCAUUACAAACAAGGGUAACUCAGAUGAACUGCAGUGCACUUUGUUAGUUGGGAAGGAUGUCAUAGUAGCCCCCUCUAAUCUUAAAGUGGACAAUAUAACCCAGAUUUCUGCUGAGCUGUCCUGGCUCCCUACAAAUAGUAAUUACAGUCACGUGAUCUUUCUUAAUGAGGAAGAAUUCGACAUUGUCAAGGCUGCUAGCUACAAGUACCAUUUUUUUAAUUUGAAGCCCAAUAUGGCCUACAAGGUGAAGGUCAUGGCAAAGCCCCAUCAGAUGCCCUGGCAGCUUCCCCUGGAACAAAGAGAAAAAAAGGAAGCCUUUGUGGAAUUUUCUACAUUGCCAGCAGGUCCUCCAGCUCCACCUCAAGAUGUUACUGUACGGGCUGGUUCUAGCCCAGCAACCAUACAGGUGUCCUGGAAACCACCAACUCUGACAGCAACAGGGACCUCCCACGGUGCCAAUGUCACAGGCUAUGGUGUUUAUGCGAGAGGUCAACGGGUGGCGGAGGUGAUCUUUCCAACAGCAGAGAACACACUGGUGGAGCUAAUGAGACUAAGGAAUUUGGAAGCAAAGGAAGUUACAGUUCGAACACUCUCUGCACAAGGGGAAUCAAUGGACUCUUCUGUUGCUGCCAUUCCAUCUGACCUACUGGUGCCUCCAACCCCACAUCCCAGAACUGCUCCCAAAUCUAAGCCAUUAGCAAGUGCCGGAGCCCCAGAAACCAAAGAAGAACAUUUAGGUCCACAUUUAAAAAUGGAUGAGUCAUGGGAGCAGACUCGUUCGGCAUCUCCUGUUCAUAGACAUAUGCUUGAGCCACCUGCCCCUAAUUUUCACGGUUCUCUUCAGGGGAGGAGGUCUCCAUCACCUAACCGAAUACUCCCUCAACCUCAAGGCACACCUGUCCCAAACACUGUUGCAAAAGCCAUGGCAAGAGAAGCUGCACAACGAGUUGCAGAGAGCAACAGGAUGGAGAGGAGGAGUGUUUUUAGUGAAAGGAGUAAUGCAGCCCAGUACGCUAACUCAGAUGAUGAGGAAGAUGGCUAUGAUUCUCCUCACAUCAAAAGAAGAGGGGCUUCAGUUGAUGAUUUCCUGAAAGGGUCAGAACUUGGAAAGCAACCUCACUAUUGCCAUGGUGAAGAGUACCAUACAGAGAGCAGCAGAGGGUCUGACUUGUCUGAUAUUAUGGAAGAAGAUGAGGAAGAGCUGUACUCAGAAAUGCAGCUGGAGGAUGGAGGAAGGCGACGAGUCAGUGUGACUUCACACAAUGCACUUAAGGAGUGCGAUAAGAAUAAGACCACUGAAGCCUCUUUUUUGGAACAGCCUGACUUUUCACAGCAGAUACAUCACAGUAAAAAGCUUUUCAGUAUUCCAGAAGUAGCUGAAGAGGAUGGUGAAUACUCUGAACUGCUGUACAAGCAGGGUCUAGGUGUGCCCUAUAAAAAGAAUCCCACAAUAGCUAGAGACUCUAGAACAUCUAGGCCCUACAAUCAAGACCAGCAGCACACCUUCUGGUACCCAGCCAAGCACAGAAUUUCAGGCAUGGAGGAUUUUGCUGCAGAUGACAGAGGAUGUAAAUAUAGCCGGUCCUUGUCAAGAAGCCCAGACAGUGGACUAGACUGUGGAAGUGAAGAAGAGGAAUCUCGGUUUAAUUUCAGAUAUACUUGCGAUUCAGUGUCUGCCAACCUUCCAUCUAGCUGUUGUGCAGAGACUGCUAACUGUUCCUGCAGGAAAAGCAUGAGGCCAUUGCUUGCUCGCAGGAAAACUUUAACCAGACAAACCAGCAUCGAAGAAGACUUUGGUGACCUGGCUCCUUCCUUUGUGGAGCCCAAGAGUGAACAGGUCAAGCCCAGUUACGAGAAAAAGUAUGAGACUCAGAAAUGUGCUAGAACAGAUAACUUGUCUCAUGAAGAUGUUCAGGGAGGCUGGAAGACCGACUUAAAAAUGGCUGACUCUAGGGCAGCUGGUCUACUUGCAAAGCCAUCCCACAGAGAUGCAGAAGACUCUCUGCUUUUAGGUAAUCCAUCAUCUGCAGGACGGCCUGAAAGGGUGGAGCAUGCAGGGCGAAGGUCCUCUCAUGGCAGUGCAGUGCCACAAAGGUCUCGACCAAUGUUGGUCCCUUCCAUUGAAAUUACAAUGGACAGUAACAGUGAAGGCGGGCGGUCUCGGUCAGGUAGUGAGGGAAAUAUUUCACCUGUAAAAGAAGAAGCUUAUUAUGGCAGCAUUGGUGGACACAAGCAGUGGGCCCAGCGGCGUGCCAUGGCCUCUCACUAUAGACACGAUGGCUAUGGUGGUCAUGACCAUCUGUCUCCAGAUAUUUAUGAAGAAUCAGAAACAGAUCCUGGCGCAGAGGAUAUUUCUACUCGAAUAUUUGUUGCACUCUUUGACUAUGACCCACUGACCAUGUCCCCAAAUCCUGAUGCUGCAGAAGAAGAGCUGCCAUUUAAAGAAGGACAGAUCAUUAAGGUUUAUGGGGACAAAGAUGCUGAUGGAUUCUAUCGUGGAGAAACCUGUGCAAGAAUUGGCCUUAUCCCAUGUAAUAUGGUCUCUGAGAUCCAAGCAGAUGAUGAGGAGAUGAUGGAUCAGCUUCUGAAGCAAGGCUUUCUUCCUCUGAACACACCAGUUGAGAAAAUAGAAAGAAACCGACGGAGUGGGCGGCAACACUUGGUGACUACAAGAAGGAUGGUGGCUCUGUAUGACUAUGACCCAAGAGAAAGUUCUCCUAACGUUGAUGUAGAGGCUGAGCUGACAUUCUGCACAGGGGACAUUAUCACUGUCUUUGGUGAAAUCGAUGAAGAUGGGUUUUACUAUGGUGAACUUAAUGGGCAGAAGGGGCUGGUUCCUUCCAACUUUCUUGAAGAAGUGCCUGAUGAUGUUGAAGUCUAUCUCUCUGACGCCCCCUCGCGAUACGCUCAUGACCCGCCGAUGCGUACAAAAGCAAAAAGGGUUCCUCCUGAGAAUACAGGUACAUCACGGAGAGCACCAUCCCCCACAGUUCAUCUCCAUUCUGGGUCACCUACGUCACCUAUGGGUUCUGGUAGUCCCGGGAGAGGCAGGGAUAUGUCCUCGAAAAAGAAAAAGGGGCUGCUUUCCAAAGGCAAGAAACUGCUGAAAAAGCUUGGUGCAGUGAAAUGA
This is a messenger RNA of Apus apus (common swift), 5326 nucleotides long. RefSeq names its product RIMS binding protein 2 (gene RIMBP2). Gene Ontology annotation, molecular function: protein binding. Bases 86 to 5326 code for a protein of 1746 amino acids. Gene Ontology annotation, biological process: neuromuscular synaptic transmission. The record is from RefSeq and is a predicted model, not a curated record. NCBI's taxonomy places the organism in Eukaryota, Metazoa, Chordata, Aves, Apodiformes, Apodidae. The transcript has 28 exons.